Scutellospora calospora is the source of this 322-nucleotide messenger RNA. Lineage: Eukaryota; Fungi; Glomeromycota; Glomeromycetes; Diversisporales; Gigasporaceae. The record is from the annotation of a GenBank genome assembly.
GUUCUCAUUUCGAAAGUUAUUUGUAUAAUUACUUUAAUUAUUUCUAAUAUUUAUGCUAAUGCAUGGGAUAUAUCACAAGAUUGGUCAUUAUUACAAUUAAAUAGUUCAAAUUUUUUAUUAAGAGAUGAUUUAAUUUAUAAACAUAAAUGGAUUUAUUAUAUUGGAAUGUUUAAUAAUACUAUGUUUAGAUUAACUUGGAUUUUAUACUUUAUUAAUGAUAAUACUUUAAAUCGAUUUAUUAUUGCAUUUGGAGAAAUGCUUAGACGUUGGCAAUGGGAUAUUUUUCGUAUUGAAAAUGAACAUGUAACAAAUUGUCAAACAG